This is a messenger RNA of Coregonus clupeaformis (lake whitefish), 3840 nucleotides long. Its product is annotated as tensin-3. Gene Ontology annotation, molecular function: protein binding. NCBI's taxonomy places the organism in Eukaryota, Metazoa, Chordata, Actinopteri, Salmoniformes, Salmonidae. The record is from RefSeq and is a predicted model, not a curated record.
AUGGAGGAGGGAUAUCGAAUUGACCUGGACUACAUCACAGAGCGCAUCAUCAGUGUAUCUUUCCCCCAGGCAUGCCCAGACCAGACCUACCCCCAGAACCUGCGUGACAUCACACAGAUGCUCAAGUCCAAACACGGCCACAACUACAUAGUGAUUAACCUCUCAGAGAAGAAUGAUAGCCUGACCCAUAUUAACCCCAAGGUGUUGUUCACGGGCUGGCUGGACCUGCUGGCUCCGUCCCUGGAACAGAUGUGUGGUGUUUGUAAAACCAUGGAAAACUGGCUCCACUCACACGCACAGCAUGUACUGGUCAUACACUGCCGGGGUGGUCAAGGCAGAGUCAGGGUGAUGGUGGCCUGGUACAUCCACUUCAGCAGCAUAUCAGCCAGUGCAGACCUGGCUCUAGACCACUUUGCCAUGAGAAGGUUCUUCAACGAAGUGUCCUCGCUGAUGACUCCCUCACAGAAACGGUAUGUGUGGAUGUUCAGCAGUCUGCUAAUGGGAGCGAUGAAGAUGAAUGCCUCUCCUCUCUUCCUCCUCUGUGUUGUUCUUCAAGGCAUGCUCAACAUAAAUCCUGAGGGAGGAUGUCGCCUGUUCCUGAGAGUGUACCAGAGCCUGCAGGCCGUCUGCACCUCAGCAGUAUAUUACGUGCGACCAGUACAGAUAGACAGGGUAUACCUUGUACUGCAACCAGCUCAACUGCUGAAGGGAGACAUAAUGGUGGUGUGCUAUGAUAAAAAUCCUCAGACAGCCAGCCGAGAGGUUAUCUUCAGGCUCCAGCCUAAUUCAAUUAAUCUCUCUCUCUCUCAAUAUUAUGGAUGUUCAACUUCCCUCCCUUUUCCAGAUCCCAGGUUUCCUGACGAUGGAAAGGUUGAGUUGAUGUUCUCUGAGAGUCCUGAGAAGAUGCGGGGUAAUUCCCAUCCAGGUUGGCAAAAUGGACCCUCUGUCAUUGUGGACUAUGAUACCUUGGACCCCCUGGUUCGACGGGACUCCUAUGAGGACAUCUCUCCUGAUAUACUAGCUCAGCCUCAUAGCCCUGGCCUUGUCGAUGGCAGCCUUUACGCCAGAGUGAGGAAGAGGAGUAGUGACAAAGGAGAUGCUAUGUUUCCCCCGGCAACUAGUGGCCCUAUCCCCAGUGACCUCACCCUGUCAGCCAGCAAUGACUCAGGCCUCUCUAUUGCCUCCCAGUGGACAGGGGUUAUUACUGCAGUGAGCCCCAGGAGAGGGCCCAGUGAGGACGAACGUACACAGCUAAGGAGGCUUGUAUCUGGGGUCGACCUGGAACCAGCUCAGCCUCCUCUGGAGGACAUGACUAAGCUCCCAGCCUCCAGUAAUGAAGAGGGGAAGUUGGAUGGGGACGAGGAAGGGUUAGGGCAGCCUGUCAACGGGGGGGGCUUGCCCAGCGAGAGGGAGACAGACAUUCUAGAUAAUGAUGAAGAUAGCCCUGAGGCUAGCCCCGCCUUGGACAGGCACAGCUCGGCUAGCAUUGGCUCAUUCUCCUCUGAGAGCCUGCCUGAAGCCCAGCAAUUGGUCCAGAAUGGAAGUGGAUACGCCACCCCCUCCACCCAAUCAUGGGUGCAGCAGCAGCAGAUGGUCGACGCCCACCUGCACACUUACCCGCCCCCAGAGGGGGAGGACCAAACGGACAGGGGGCAGGACAGCCCUGUGGAUACACCUCCUCUGAUUGGUCCAGACACCCUGUCAGUUACAGACAUGCCCAAUAGGGGGACCAGCAGAAGAGAGUCGGUUCAGAGAAGAGUGGAGGGAGGGGUGAGGGUUGAGAGGUCGCCUGUGCAGACGGACAGCGACACACAUGCCACACACACUACACAUGCCACACACACCACACAUGUCACACACACUACACAUGCCACACACACCACACACGCCACACACACACCCUCGCCCUCAGGGGAACCCUGCGGGCAGGAGGAGCUUGCCUCGUUAGCAACAGACAUGGAUGAGUCCAUCGAGCAGCUCAAUCAGCUCAUCCUAGACCUGGACCCCACCUUCAUACCUGUCCCCACCCGACACACCCCCCUGACACUGUCCCACUCCGCCUCCCUCCACACCAAUGGGAUGAGCCAUACGACAACCCACGCCAACGCCAGCCAAUCAGAUUCCCGAAGUUUCCUGGACAGUAGUAUGAACCGCACUCCAGCCUCGUCGGAUGGAGAGCUUUUCUGCUCGGAAGUGUCCAUCACUCCCGCCGCCUGUCAGAGAAUGUUCAGCUCCAUGCACUCUGUAUCGUCAAGGAGCCCCGACCCACACAAAAACAACCAAACCCCACCUCCAGUGUGGCUGGACAGGACUCCUAUGUCCCUGUCCUCCCCGUUCAUCCCCCCUUCCUCUCCCUCUCUGUCUCCCCUCAGCCUCCCCAAUGCGCACAGAUCUCCCCUGGGGGUCCAGAGGGACCAGGAGGGGUCUGGGGGCCAAAGCCAGGGUGAGAGGAACCAGGGUGACCAAAGCCAGGGGUACUUAGUCUCUCUGCUGCUGGGGAAUGGAGUUCUGGGUCUGGAGGACAGCCUGUUGGAAGCCGUGGAGGGGCUGGGGGGCCUGAAUCUAGGCCUGGGGCUUGGAGAGGGCGGACUGGCGGGACUGCCACCCUUGCUGCCUGAGAAGAGGGUACCGGGGCUGGCUGGGUCCCAGUCCCCCUCUCUCAGUGGAUUCUCCAGCCCCCACAGUGGUAGUAGCCUCAGCAUCCCCUUCCCCUCAGCCAUGGCCCCUGCCCCUCUCAGAGGACUCAGCGCUGGUGGUGGUAGAGCCCCUUUGCCUGGAUCAGACCCGUUUUCCAGUAAGCAGGACACUGUGAAGUUUGUUCAGGACACGUCCAAAUUCUGGUACAAGCCUGACAUAUCUAGAGAUCAAGCCAUCGGUUUGCUGAAGGACAGAGAACCUGGAUCCUUCAUUGUCAGGGACAGUCACUCGUUCCGCGGAGCCUACGGAUUGGCUAUGAAGGUGGCCACACCUCCUCCCUCUGUCCUGACACAGAGCAAGAAAGUGGGUGGCGACCUAUCCAAUGAGCUGGUGAGGCACUUCCUGAUUGAGUGCACACAGAAAGGGGUGUGGCUUAAGGGCUGUCCCAAUGAACCCUACUUUGGAAGUCUGACUGCGUUGGUCUGUCAACAUUCCAUUACCCACUUGGCCCUGCCCUGCAACCUCAUCAUCCCCGACAGAGACCCUCUGGAAGAGACAAGUGAGCCUUCAACACAGUCAGUAACCAACUCUGCUGCUGAGCUACUCAAACAGGGAGCAGCUUGCAAUGUGUGGUUCCUGGGCUCAGUAGAGCUGGAGUCUUUGACAGGGUACCAGGCUGUGCAAAAGGCAGCCAGUCUGACUCUGGCCAUGGACUCUCCUCCAACCUCCACUGUGGUCCACUUCAAAGUCUCAGCCCAGGGCAUCACCCUCACCGACAAUCAGAGGAAGCUGUUCUUCAGGAGACACUACACUGUCAAUACCGUCAUAUUCUGUGCCCUUGACCCACAGGACCGCAAGUGGAAAAGAGAUGGCUGCUCCUCUGCUAAGAUCUUUGGUUUCGUGGCGAGGAAGUCGAUGACUGGGACAGAGAAUGUGUGUCACCUGUUUGCUGAACACGACCCCGAACAACCCGCCAGCGCCAUCGUCAACUUCAUCUCCAAGGUGAUGAUUGGAUCACUGAAGAAAUAAAACUUGGACACACACACAGUUUGUCCUGCUGGUACAUACUGCACUUAAAUGUUGAUGUAGAGAAGACUAAUGUGUUGCAUUAUGGCAUACUACCAGCAUAUUUUUAUUGUAUUUUAUUUGUAUUUAACCUUUAUUUAACUAGGCAAGUCAGUUAAGAACAAAUUCUUAUUUACG